This is a messenger RNA of Conger conger (European conger), 622 nucleotides long. It is a transcript of the gene cdpf1, whose product is annotated as cysteine rich DPF motif domain containing 1. The record is from RefSeq and is a predicted model, not a curated record. The transcript has 3 exons. Lineage: Eukaryota; Metazoa; Chordata; Actinopteri; Anguilliformes; Congridae. The coding region runs from base 69 to 434 and encodes 121 amino acids.
UGUUAUUAUUUUAGCGACUUGAAAGUAUAUAUAUAUAAAUAUACAUAUAUAAAUACUUGGAACUAUACAUGGAACUGGGAAAUACGGAGGGGACGCCGCGUGAAUUAUUCACCUGCGAGCUUUGUGAAUUAACCACCCCUUUCACUUACUACGGACAGAAACCUCCAAACACACGAGCUAUUGUACUUCUGGAGGAGUGCUAUGUGAUGAAGGAUCCGUUCUCUCCGGAGAAGGAAAGGUUUUUGGUUCUAGGAUCAACUUGCAGUCUGUGUCACAAGGCCGUGUGCGUCAGUGCGGACUGCAGUCUGUUCUACACGAAGCGCUUCUGCGUGCGCUGUGUGCGGGCGCGUCUGGAGCAGUUUCCCCCGCAGAUACAGGCAGAGUUGAUGAAGAAGAAGCCCACGGGGAAGGCACCAGGCCUGGCCACCAACUGAGCGGACCUCCGGAACCGGCCCUGACGGGCUGCACUUUUCCCUUAGAACAAACUUUAUUGGUGUAAAUACUCAUAAGCACAAUCACUGUACUGUAUCUGUCUCUUGGGCAUGUAUGGAUUUGAAAAGUGUGCACUUGCAAGAUGAUAUCCGUCCCUCAUAUUUUAAUAAUAAAUUUACCUUUUUAACAA